UUUCGCGCAUGCAUCGCGACAGUCAUCCGCCAGCUAUCUUGGCGUUAACAUUAUGUCCAUUUGACAUUUAUUUAUUAAUUCGAUUUAAUAAAUAUUAACUGUGUAUUUAUAUUUUUACUCAACUGUUACCUCGUGUAAUAUUAUAAUUAAUUAAAUAAUUAAUUAUUUAAAAUAAAAUAAUGUUGCAAUUUAAGAUGUGUACUGUGAAUUUUAUAAGUGAAGUUAAAUGUGUUGUGUGAUUUUGUAAUCAUUUAUUAUAAAAUAUAUAAAAAUGGAAAAAGUGGAAAAAGAUAAAAAAAAUUCAGACAUUACUAAUGAAGAAACAGAUUCAAUGGAAAUAAUACCAAGACCUGCGCCAAAACCUUUUACUAUAGAAAGUUUAAUUGGCAAUAGAGGACAAAUAAUAAAUAAUGUGGAUAAUUCAAAUAAUAAUAAAUUAAAGGCUAAUGAUGAGUCUGAACGUGAGAGAGAAUUACUUUAUCAGCAACGAUGUCUUGCUACAGUCUCCAGUGCUUUACCAGGAUUUGCAAUGCCAUUAAGUUUGUACAGUGCAGCAUACAAUUGGUUACCGAUGAGGAUUCAUGGUGGUGAUGGUGGCAUAACGUGUGGACCACUGGUCCCACCACAUCCGUCGGCGAACUAUCCCUCACAUCAAAAUAAUCAUCCGUUAUCCUCGAAUGGUUUAAACUUAAGUCUCACUGGACUUCAGCAUCAUCUACAAGGUGCCAUUUAUCCUGGCCACCGCGAUUCCUCCUGCAACAUUAACAAUAACGCUGUAAUGACUGACAGUGAAGAAGAUGAUGGAAGUUUAUCUCCAGUUCAGUAUCUCUCUAAAUCACAACACGACUCAGAGAGCGGUAGAAUGUCAGCUGAAAGUGACGACGAGGGUGUUAAUGACAGCGUAAGUGGACGACGAGAGUCAUCAAAUUCAGCAGGAUCCACAGCGGCAAGUAAUAGCAAAGCAAGAAGAAGAAGAACAGCUUUUACAUCAGAGCAAUUACUUGAACUCGAGCGCGAAUUUCAUGCGAAAAAAUAUCUAAGUCUUACAGAGCGCUCGCAUAUUGCCAACACCUUGAAAUUAUCCGAGGUCCAGGUGAAAAUUUGGUUUCAAAACCGGCGCGCUAAGUGGAAACGAGUCAAAGCUGGGUUGACAGCCGGCAGCGCGAGUUCUGUCGGACGUAGCGGACACAAUGGACAGCCUGGUAAUGGACCACGUAUCGUCGUGCCCAUUCCCGUCCACGUCAGCAGGCUUGCAGUCCGCUCCCACCAUCACCAUCUAGAAAAAUGCCCCCAACCAGCGCCCAAUAGGUCCACGAACUCACCCUCCAUCAGCGCUGGACUAAGAUUAGGCUCAAGUAUUUCGGGACUAAAUCACCAAUUAGGUUCCAAUGCCGGCUUACGAGCUUUCACUGCAGUACCAGUCCACCAACAGAGUACACCAGGAAGAUAGCUGAGCAUUUGAAUAUAAUUAGUCUCUAGUUAAUUAUCAUUAACAUUAGUUAUGUUUUUUUUUCUAAAGUAUAGCAAUACAUUUUUUAAUGCUAAGAUUUUUUUAUUUAAUUUUAUUUCUUUACCAAAUAUAAUCUCUAUGUAACUAACAAUGCUCUUAUAGGAUUUAUUAUUUAUCAUUUUGUGAUAUAAAUAUUAUUAUAUAUAAUACAUAUAUAUUUUUAUUUAAAUUUAUAUUUACAUUUUGGUAAACAAUCUUUAAAAGCAGCUUGUCGCGAUCAACAGAACAAGACUUUUAACGAUUAUUAUAAUUAUUAUUAUUAUUAUUAUUACUUAUAUUUUAAACAGUCGAACAAAGAAAAUUGAAAUUUAAAAUGUAUGUUGUGGCCACACCCGUCGCAUCAUUUACUACGAUACAUAUUUUAUCUGAUCAACAUCUCCGCUAAGCGGAUUCAGUUAUCAAGUGAUUGAAUCGUUAAAGAUUGUAAUAUUAUUAUCAUUCUUUGUUUUUUUUUCCUCUUCUCAUUCUACAGAAGCAUAAGAUUAUAUUUUAUUGAUCGAAUUUCGCAUCAGACAGUUAUGUAUACGUAAUGCAAUCAAACUAAAGGUGAUGAUGUGGAUUUACAGCGAGCAUUUUAUUGAUGUAUAUAUUUAUAUAUAUUAUUAUUAUCAUUAUAUAUACAUAAAUGUUAUGAACUUUAAAAAGUUAACACCUGUAAAUAAAGAAAAAAUGCUCAUAAAUGCAUAUAUUAUAUUGUAAAACGAGCAUCAAAUAUAUAACCCUAUUGCGAUGUACAUAAAUAUGUAGUGAUAUAGCGAGCUCUAGAUGUAUGGCAUUGUAUAGUUACAUAGAUUUAAAAAUGCAUGAAAAAAAUUAUGCAAAACUAUAAUUUUAGGUACAAUAAUUAUUUAUGAUAUAUAUAAAUUUAUCUCCAAACUUAUGCAAUA
Messenger RNA from Microplitis demolitor, 2397 nucleotides. RefSeq names its product homeobox protein GBX-2 (gene unpg). NCBI's taxonomy places the organism in Eukaryota, Metazoa, Arthropoda, Insecta, Hymenoptera, Braconidae. Gene Ontology annotation, cellular component: nucleus. The transcript is spliced from 3 exons. The record is from RefSeq and is a predicted model, not a curated record. Gene Ontology annotation, molecular function: DNA-binding transcription factor activity, RNA polymerase II-specific; RNA polymerase II transcription regulatory region sequence-specific DNA binding. The coding region runs from base 272 to 1450 and encodes 392 amino acids. Gene Ontology annotation, biological process: regulation of nervous system development; regulation of transcription by RNA polymerase II.